GGGGUUGAGUGUAAUUUAACAUAAAUUAAAUUGAUCUUGAAAGCUAGGCUAGACACUGGUGUUAACCCAGACGACAGCGUGUGGUAGAGCUACUGAAAGAUAUCGCCACUCGCCGCCGCCGCCUGCAACGGUUGCUUCCGCCACCGUUAAGGUAUGUAUCAAAUUGACUCCUUCUCGUGGAUAUUUGGAGAUUGAUAAUGUUUCAAAGCUAGUUGGUCUUGAUCUUUGUUUCCUCGGUGAUGAAGAUACUAAGAGCCAAUGCUGGCGCACUUACCAAUUUCGAAGUGCUUGAUUUUUUACGAUCUAGAGGGGCUGCAAAGGAUUCUACACGGAUUAUUGUUUCUGUUGCACAAUCAGAAUUCAAAGUUUUUGAUUAUUUGGAGCAGAGCGCUGCUUGCAAUCAGACGAGAGAGAGAAUUACAGAAUUUCUGGAAAAAUGUAAAAAGUACAACCUAGCGAAAGCCGAGAUUCUCAACAUCGUCAACAUUAGACCCUCUUCUGUGGUUGAAAUCGACCCGAUUAUAGAGGAAUGUGAAUCGCGUUUGGGAGAUAGUGUUGAAGAACUGGUAGAGUUGGUGGCAGAGGUAUUGCCCGCUCCUCCAACACAAACGGAGUCUGACAAUGCUGGUGUUGAGGACAAACAAGAAAUUCCAGAUGGGCAACAAAUGGACACCAGUUGACACCAUAUUGCUUGGUUGAACUAGAAACUUGUUACAAAAACCUAGAAGGGAUCACGUGAGUUGGUAGAAACUGAUGAAAAUGAACUGUUAACACGAACGAUGUCGACUUUCCUAGUCAGUAUAAAGUGUUGCUUACCUUAGAUGAUAUGCUUGGAAACACAUUUACAAGUAACACUUUUGAAAUCUACAUGGGAUUGGUUGAACCUUCUUGUUUGCUUCUGUCGGCUUCAUGUGCUUUAUUUCCAUUUUAUGUAACCAUUAUUCACAUACAAGUCUGUAUCAUUAUGUCCUUCAUGUGCUUUAUUGCUAGUAGUUCAAAUUAAUCAAGAAGCUUUAGAGCCUUUAUGGGUUUUUUUUCA
Molecule: messenger RNA, 1039 nt
Organism: Camellia sinensis
Lineage: Eukaryota; Viridiplantae; Streptophyta; Magnoliopsida; Ericales; Theaceae
Biological process (GO): transcription initiation at RNA polymerase III promoter
Cellular component (GO): RNA polymerase III complex
Molecular function (GO): nucleotide binding
Source: RefSeq, a predicted model, not a curated record